UGAGUACUGAGUACUGACAAAUGGUCCCCAGUUUCCCAGGUGUCAUUAUCGAAGGACUUUGCUUUUCCCUCGUCUUCUCUGCUCGCUUCUUUACUCCGGACACAGGCUCUGUUCGGACGGUGAGACGGAAGGUAAUUUUUCACUAGCUCCUGCGUUCUGUGUUGCGUUGAGAAGAUCAUAAAAUAAAAAACAAAACCCUAGAAAUUCCACCCACAUUGUACACUUAACUGUUUGUUAGUCACGGAAUUUUCUUAAACGGAAAGGGUGUUUGGCUGUUUCUCCACUGAGAAGUGCUUUCUUUGGAAGUCAUUAUUUUGAAUUAAAAUGGGGGAGUCAGUGGAUGCUAUGGAAGAAGACAUAGGAACUAGUAACAAGGGCGAGAAGCUCUCGAAUGGGUUUGAUAUGGAUAUAGAUAUGAAUAAUGAUGAUGAUGACGAUGAUUAUGAUUCCGAUGAUGAUGUUGAUUUUAUGGAAUUAAACACUAGCUUAAGCGAAAUGGGUGAACCAUACUUGAAAGAUUUCUGUAAAAGGGCUGCAACUUUAUUUUUUAACGAGUAUGGUCUUAUUAGCCACCAGAUCAACUCCUACAAUGACUUCAUCGGCAAUGGUUUGCAGAAAGCCUUUGAUUCCUUCGGUGAGUUAGUUGUUGAGCCUGGAUAUGAUCCAUCCAAGAAGGGAGAGAAUGAAUGGAGAUAUGCUUCAGUUAGGUUUGGGAAGGUUACUCUCGAUAAACCGAGUUUUUGGGGUGGUUCAGAUGGUACCGAUCAUAAUAUGCUACCUAGGCAUGCCAGACUUCAAAAUAUGACAUAUUCAUCCAGGAUGAAAGUGAAUGUUACUGUUGAGGUGUACACUCAGAAAGUCAUUAGAAGUGACAAGUUCAAAACUGGGAAAGAUCAGUUUGUUGACAAGGUGGUUCUGAGUACUGAUAACAGGGAUAUUAUAAUUGGGAGGAUACCUGUGAUGGUGAAGUCUGAUCUUUGCUGGAUGAAGACAGCUGAAAGAUCUGAUUGUGACUUUGAUCAUGGUGGUUACUUUUUGAUCAAGGGAGCAGAGAAGGUUUUCAUAGCACAAGAGCAAGUUUGUUUGAAGAGACUAUGGAUUUCAAAUAUUCAGAGCUGGACAGUUUCCUAUAAGAGUGAAAUUAAGAGGAAUAGAUUAAUUGUUAGACUAGUAGAUCUUUCUAAAGUUGAGGACAUUAAAGGAGAAAAGAAAGGCCUCAAUGUGUAUUUUUUGUCCUUUGCCUCAAUUCAUGAUGCUGAUGAGAAGUGUGAGGGGUUUCGCAAUGAUAGGGAAGCUCUUGGGUAUGUGAUUAAACAAAUACAAGGAACUCGAUUUCCGCCAGGGGAAACUGAAGACUGUAUUAGCCUAUAUCUGUUUCCCAGUCUGCAUAGCCCUAGGCAAAAGGCUCGCUUUCUGGGUUACAUGGUAAAGUGUCUUUUGCAGGCAUACAGUGGCCAAAGAAAAUGUGAUAAUCGGGAUAGUUUCAGGAACAAGAGAUUUGAGUUGGCCGGUGAGUUGCUUGAUCGAGAGCUAAAAGUACACAUUGCACAUGCACGGAGGCGGAUGGCCAAGGCUCUGCAAAAAGACCUCUAUGGAGAUCGUGAUGUGCGCCCAAUUGAGCAUUAUCUGGAUGCUUCUAUAGUCACAAAUGGUCUAUCGAGAGCAUUCUCAACUGGGGCAUGGUCACAUCCAUUUAAGAGGAUGGAAAGAAUAUCUGGUGUUGUGGCAAAUCUGGGGCGUACAAAUCCAUUGCAAACGAUGGUUGAUUUGCGAAAAACACGACAGCAGGUUCAGUACACAGGGAAGGUUGGAGAUGCUAGAUACCCGCACCCUUCUCACUGGGGUAGGGUUUGCUUUCUUUCUACUCCAGAUGGGGAAAACUGUGGACUUGUAAAGAAUUUGGCCAUUACUGGACUUGUUAGUACAGAGAUAUUGGAACCUCUGAUUGACAUAUUGUUUGAUUGUGGAAUGGACAAACUGGUUGAUGAUACCCAUACUAAACUGGAUGAGAAGUAUAAAGUAUUCCUGAAUGGAGAAUGGGUUGGAGUCUGUGAAGAUUCUAAUUUGUUUGUAGCUGAGCUUAGACGUUUGCGGCGGAGGAAGAAAUUACCUCGACAGGUGGAAAUCAAAAGAGAUGAACAGCAAAAGGAAGUACGGAUAUUUGCUGAUGCUGGAAGGAUUUUACGUCCCCUUUUAGUUGUUGAGAAUUUACAUAAAAUAAAAGCAUUUAAAGGGGGAAAUUACACCUUUCAAUCUCUUCUGGACAAGGGAAUUAUUGAGUUCAUUGGAACUGAAGAGGAAGAGGACUGCAGCACUGCAUGGGGCAUCAAAUUUCUUGUAGCAGGAGUUGAUAAAAAACAACCUUUGAAGUACACACACUGUGAACUUGAUAUGUCCUUUUUAUUAGGUUUGAGUUGUGGAAUCAUUCCCUUUGCCAAUCAUGACCAUGCAAGAAGGGUCCUAUACCAGGCUCAAAAACAUUCUCAGCAGGCUAUUGGCUUUCCCACAACAAAUCCCAACAUCAGAGUGGACACUUUGUCUCACCAAUUGCACUAUCCCCAAAGGCCACUUUUUCGGACUGUGACUGCAGAUUGUCUUGGAAAACCUGGAUAUGCACGAGGCCAUCAUGGAAUGCUGCCGAAGCCAGAAUUGUUUAAUGGUCAGAAUGCUAUUGUAGCAGUCAAUGUUCAUCUAGGAUACAACCAAGAGGACUCCUUGGUAAUGAAUCGUGCCUCUUUAGAGCGGGGUAUGUUUCGAUCUGAACAUAUCAGAAGUUAUAAGGCUGAUGUUGAUAAUAAGGAACUAUUAGACAAAAGGCGAAAGUUUGAAGAUACUGUAAAUUUUGGGAAGAUACAGAGUAAAAUUGGACGUGUUGACAGCCUUGAUGAUGAUGGUUUUCCUUUCAUUGGUGCAAAUUUACAAAGUGGUGAUAUCGUUAUUGGGAGGUUUGCAGAAUCUGGGGCAGAUCAUAGUAUAAAAUUGAAGCACACUGAAAGGGGUAUGGUUCAGAAAGUCGUGUUAUCUUCUAAUGAUGAGGGAAAAAAUUUUGCUGUGGUGUCUCUGAGACAGGUUCGUUCUCCAUGUCUUGGAGACAAAUUCUCAAGCAUGCAUGGACAAAAGGGUGUUCUAGGUUUUUUGGAGUCCCAAGAGAACUUCCCCUUCACAAAAGACGGAGUAGUUCCUGAUAUUGUUAUAAAUCCACAUGCAUUUCCUUCACGACAAACUCCUGGUCAACUCUUAGAGGCUGCUUUAGGAAAGGGGAUUGCCUGUGGUGGUCCAAUGAGAUAUGCCACCCCUUUCUCCACACUGUCUGUUGAAGCCAUAACAGACCAGCUUCACAGAGCUGGAUUUUCAAGAUGGGGAAAUGAGAAAGUUUGCAAUGGUCGAACUGGUGAAAUGGUUCGCUCUCUUAUAUUUAUGGGACCAACAUUCUAUCAGCGGUUGAUCCACAUGGCUGAAGAUAAAGUAAAAUUUCGCAACACUGGGCCUGUCCACCCACUUACCAGACAGCCUGUUGCAGACCGUAAGCGUUUUGGUGGUAUCAAGUUUGGUGAGAUGGAGCGUGACUGCCUCAUAGCUCAUGGUGCAUCUGCAAACCUGCACGAGCGACUUUUUACUCUCAGUGAUUCUUCACAGAUGCAUAUUUGCCAGAACUGCAAAAAUGUGGCCAAUGUGAUUGAACGGACAGUGCCACCAAGCCGCAAGAUUAGGGCCCCCUAUUGCCGGAUUUGUGAAUCUGCUGAUGAUAUUGUGAAGGUUAAUGUACCUUAUGGCGCCAAAUUGUUAUGCCAGGAGCUUUUCAGCAUGGGUAUAAGUCUGAAGUUUGAAACUCAGCUUUGCUGAGUUGUUAUGGGUUCUGUCCUCGUUAUCUAUGGGCUUACUCAACUUUCUAACUCAGUACAUGUUUUAUUUGGUAUAUUCCCCAAUGACCGUGUUGCCUGUAUUGUACAUGGUUGUUAUGGGACUUGGUUCAAGUAUUUUACAAUAUCAUUUUGCCUUUGAUAAAAGUAAUUUGGGAAAUUAGGAGAACAGACAUGAUAAAGUGAAAGAAAGAGAAGCUUCUGAAUUUGGGUUUUAUGUUUUUAAGUUUUUGGGCUCAGCCUAGUGCCUAUUAUAGCAAGUUUGAACAAGGACCAAAAAAGCAUUUAUGGACUGGGCUCAGCCUUUUAUUACUA
Jatropha curcas is the source of this 4175-nucleotide messenger RNA. RefSeq names its product DNA-directed RNA polymerases IV and V subunit 2. NCBI's taxonomy places the organism in Eukaryota, Viridiplantae, Streptophyta, Magnoliopsida, Malpighiales, Euphorbiaceae. The record is from RefSeq and is a predicted model, not a curated record. Gene Ontology annotation, biological process: DNA-templated transcription. Gene Ontology annotation, molecular function: DNA binding; ribonucleoside binding; DNA-directed RNA polymerase activity.